Myzus persicae (green peach aphid) is the source of this 716-nucleotide messenger RNA. Its product is annotated as nuclear cap-binding protein subunit 2-like. Gene Ontology annotation, cellular component: nuclear cap binding complex. Gene Ontology annotation, molecular function: RNA cap binding. Bases 54 to 581 code for a protein of 175 amino acids. The transcript has a single exon. Lineage: Eukaryota; Metazoa; Arthropoda; Insecta; Hemiptera; Aphididae. The record is from RefSeq and is a predicted model, not a curated record. Gene Ontology annotation, biological process: mRNA cis splicing, via spliceosome.
AUCAGGGGGCAGCCGGUCAAGACGUGAAAACAUAAAUUGAAGUUUUGCGUCGGAUGUUAAAAUUUCAAAAUUCAAAACACCCACUGCGAAAAACAAACGCAAUGACUGAUGUAAGCUCGUACAGAGACCAACACUUUAAAGGCUCUCGAGGGGAGCUGGACAAGCUAUUGCGGUUAUCGACGACCAUGUAUAUUGGAAACUUGGCGUUUUAUACAACGGAGGGACAGAUAUACGAGCUGUUCUCAAAGUGUGGUGAUAUUAAUCGCAUCGUCAUGGGUCUGGAUAAGUUCAAAAAAACGCCCUGUGGCUUUUGUUUCAUUGAGUACUAUACAAGGGAAGAUGCAGAGAAUUGUAUGCGUUUUGUCAAUGGCACCCGACUGGACGACCGCAUCAUAAGAACAGACUGGGAUGCCGGAUUCCUGGAAGGUAGACAAUACGGCCGUGGAAAAACAGGCGGCCAAGUGCGGGAUGAGUAUAGGACUGAUUAUGACAUUGGCAGAGGUGGAUAUGGCAAAAACGCUCAACCCAAGGCGGACAUGAUAAUAUUCGGCAGAAAUAAAGAUGCCCUUCCAAUGGAAUAAUGCUCAAUUUAAACACAAUCUCCUACCAAAUGAUCAUUUUUUAAAUAUAUAUAUAAUUUUUUUUUUGUCCUAUCAUGUGUAAAUUUCCUACCUACCACUUGAUUUUGUAAAUAAAUAAAUAUUUUAUAUGUUGUA